Molecule: messenger RNA, 1680 nt
Organism: Musa acuminata AAA Group (dessert banana)
Lineage: Eukaryota; Viridiplantae; Streptophyta; Magnoliopsida; Zingiberales; Musaceae
Product: probable alkaline/neutral invertase F
Exons: 4
Coding region: 1-1680 (559 amino acids)
Biological process (GO): sucrose catabolic process
Molecular function (GO): endo-alpha-N-acetylgalactosaminidase activity; sucrose alpha-glucosidase activity
Source: RefSeq, a predicted model, not a curated record
AUGGCUGAAGCAGUGGACGGGGCGCACGAGGCGAUUGUCUGGAAGGUGGAGCCGCACUCCUCCGUUGCGGAGGCCGACGACUUCGACCGCUCGUCGAGGCAGCUCGAUCGGCCGAGGUUUAAGAUCGAGCGGAGGCUGUCGUUCGAGGAACGGUCGCUCAGCGAUCUCUCCAUCACCGGUAAUCUCAGGCAGGUCGACAGCUACGGCAGCAUGCACUCCUUUGGCGCGGUGCCCACGCCGACCUCGCCGGGUUGGAGCCCGUUCGAGCUGCCUCCGAUGGUCGAUGAGGCAUGGGAUGCCCUUAGGAAGUCCGUCGUCUUCUUCCGGGGGCAGCCGGUGGGGACAGUAGCCGCCGUCGAUCACGCCUCGGGGGAAGUCCUUAACUACGACCAGGUGUUUGUCCGUGACUUUGUGCCAAGUGCUCUGGCUUUUCUAAUGACCGGUGAGCAUGAGAUCGUUAAGAACUUUCUCUUGAAGACAAUUCACCUUCAAAGUUUGGAAAAGAAGAUAGAUCAAUUCAAGCUUGGGGAAGGGGUGAUGCCAGCGAGCUUCAAGGUGAACAAUAAUCCAACCAGGAAAACUGAAACUCUAAUGGCGGAUUUUGGUGAGAGUGCGAUAGGGAGGGUUGCACCCGUGGACUCUGGUUUUUGGUGGAUCAUUCUUCUCCGUGCCUACACAAAAUCUACUGGUGAUCUAUCCUUGUCAGAAACCCCUGAAUGCCAAAAUGGGAUGAGGCUUAUCUUAUCGUUAUGCCUUUCCGAGGGGUUCGACACAUUUCCCACCUUGCUUUGUGCCGAUGGAUGCUCAAUGAUUGAUCGUAGAAUGGGUGUUUAUGGCUACCCCAUCGAAAUCCAAGCUCUGUUCUUCAUGGCACUGAGAUGUGCUCUAGCGAUGCUUAAAUCUGAUGCAAAAGGCAAGGAGUUCAUGGAGAGAAUAAUGAAGCGCUUGCAUGCCUUAGGUUACCACAUGCGACGUUACUUUUGGCUUGACUUCCAACAGUUGAACGAUAUAUAUCGCUACAAGACCGAAGAAUACUCCCACACAGCAGUAAACAAGUUCAAUGUCAUUCCUGAUUCGAUCCCGGACUGGAUAUUUGACUUCAUGCCUUGCCGUGGUGGCUACUUCGUCGGCAAUGUGAGCCCUGCAAGAAUGGACUUCCGAUGGUUUGCUCUUGGUAAUUGCAUUGCCAUACUGUCUUCGCUUGCUACACCAGAGCAGUCAGACGCAAUAAUGGACCUAAUCGAAGAGAGGUGGGAGGAACUGGUGGGUGAAAUGCCAUUGAAGAUAUCUUAUCCUGCUUUAGAAGGCCAUGAAUGGAGGAUCGUGACAGGUUGUGAUCCCAAAAACACCAGAUGGAGCUACCACAACGGAGGUUCUUGGCCAGUGCUUCUAUGGCUGCUCACUGCAGCCUGCGUCAAGACAGGCAGGCCGCAGAUUGCUAGAAGAGCGAUCGAGCUUGCCGAGAACAGGCUGUCGAAGGAUGGAUGGCCGGAGUACUAUGAUGGGAAGCUUGGGAGGUACGUCGGAAAGCAAGCCAGGAAGUUUCAGACGUGGUCAAUCGCCGCUUAUUUGGUGGCUAAAAUGCUGCUCGAGGACCCUUCUCAUCUUGGGAUGAUAUCUCUGGAGGAGGACAAGGUGAAGGCGCCUCCCAUGAAGAGGCCGGCUUCAUGGACUGCGUAA